Molecule: messenger RNA, 2865 nt
Organism: Trichoderma gamsii
Lineage: Eukaryota; Fungi; Ascomycota; Sordariomycetes; Hypocreales; Hypocreaceae
Exons: 1
Coding region: 1-2865 (954 amino acids)
Biological process (GO): mitochondrial RNA 5'-end processing
Cellular component (GO): mitochondrion; mitochondrial envelope
Source: RefSeq, a predicted model, not a curated record
AUGAUUCAGCCAUUUCUUCGUGCCAGACCACUGGCCCAACGUGCUACCCUCUGGGCCCUCCGCCAGCCACAACCUCUGAUUAAGACCAGUUUAAAAUCUUUCACAACCACCCAAGUGGUAGAUGGCAAAGCAGGACGAAGUAGAGCCAGGGCAAAGCGCCGACAGAGCCCUUUAAGAACUAAAUCUCGCAAAGACUCUUCGGAGAAACCAAAAAGUAAAAAGCCAGCGAAAAAUAAGCAGCCCAGCUCUGCUGAGCCUGGAAAGUUUGCUUUGGGUGAAAAUGGAGCCCCGAAAGACAAGGGAGAAUCCCAUAAUGCAGUAAUACCGCCAUCCGCAGGCUUAUGGACCUCAUUAAAAUCCCGCCUUCAAGCCUCAAGCCCAUCUUCAAACCCAAGGAAAAGGCUGGAAAAUGACGUUGAAAGAACAGAGCAUGAACAGGAAAUUGAGGAUGAUUUGAUCGCUCGUUUAGCUGAGGAACCAGCGGCCCCCGAAAAAUUACCUCCUGGCAAGACUUCCUUAGCUAAAAAACUAGCAAAGGGGAAAAAGGCGAAAGGCAAAUCGAAUUUGGAUGUCAAAACUAUAAGGCCCCAGCAUCUGAAGCUGUGUCCAGUUGAAGAGGACGCCUUGCUACCAGUGCCGCAACUCUCACAUAACCUUGACCGAGUAUUGUUCAACCCAGGAGUCUACCACAUGCAGGAUGACCGAUCUCGCGUUUUCAAUUUUGAUCCAUAUCUGGCUUCCAUCAUGCCGGUGAAGGAGUUCGAUUUCGAUGCACUAAGGAGCUAUGUCACCUCUUCCAAAGACGUAAAGUUGAGACAGCUCAGUGCUGCUCACGGCAUGAAAUACUGCGGCUCAACGUCAAGCAUGACUUCGAUUUUAUCUCAUUUUCACUAUCUCCUCUCAGCCUGGAGAAAACCUAAUUUUGCGUAUUUAUCACGAUCACUAGAGCCGGAAUCUUACAACUUUACCGCUAUAAGCCGUGGCCCUGCCGCCGCUUUCGCGCACUUCAAUGAUGGAGUCUAUGCAUUUGACUCUGACAAAGAAUACGAUACCGAAAAUAUUCUGAGCUCGCUUGGAAAAUCCAUGGAAAAGCUCCUGACGUUGCCAAAAGAGGAGUUUGAAAAAUAUAGGAGAUCGCGGUCUCAUCAGCUGACAGAGGAAGAAAGAAACGCAGAGGACUCGUUCCACUAUACUACGUUGGGAGACUUCAUGAUGCGAUCACAGCUAGAUGCCUAUGAUCCCAGGCUUCCUGGUUCCGGUAUGUUCGACCUGAAAACACGAGCAGUUGUUGCCGUUAGAAUGGACGUCCGGGGAUACGAGAAAGGGGCAGGAUACGAGAUUCGGAACCGAUUCGGUCAGUGGGAGUCUUUUGAGCGCGAGUAUUACGACAUGGUUCGAACCGUGUUUUUGAAAUACUCCCUGCAGGUGCGAAUGGGCCGCAUGGAUGGCAUCUUCGUCGCAUAUCACAACACACAGCGAAUAUUUGGUUUCCAGUACAUCAGCUUGGAUGAAAUGGAUGUGGCUCUUCAUGGAACUAACGAUCGCCGAGUCGGCGACCAAGAGUUCAAAAUCAGCGUCACACUGUUGAAUGAGCUCAUGGAUAGAGCUACCAAGCGUUUCCCAGGACGAACGCUUCGACUGCAUGUAGAGACUCGCCCAACAAAGGUGCCUCUUACUUACUUCUUUGUUGAGCCGGUAACGGAGGAAGAAAUGACGAAAACUCAGGAAGCUGACAAAUCAACUGUUGAUGAAUUGGAGCGUGCCAUUAACAAGGCAGAAGCCGAAGAAGGAUCCGAACACAUGGGAGAAAAUGCACAGGCCGAAUCAUCACUGCCGUUCAAUGAGGAGGUGGAGCAGCUUUCUGACAAUCUUUCUUACCAAGAUGCUCAGAACGAGGCUGCCUGGAAUGAUAUGAUGAUCAAGGUUGAAGAAACAGUGGAAGAUGAUUCCCUGGGAAUAGGAUCAGUUAGGGAAGCGGUCCAGGAGGCUCUCGAGCAAAGCGGAAUACUCAAAGACAAGACUGAGCUUGAAAUCGAGCAGUAUUUGGAUGCUAUGGUGGCAUCCCUGACGGCACAUUCUUCUAAAAUUAAGGAGCUACGAGACAGAUCUGACGAUCCAGGAGAUGUCACAGGGCCACUUCGCAAACACGACACGGAGGAUGGUCUUGGUGCCGAUGAGCCAUCAGACGGGGAGAGACGUGAAACUUCAGGGUCCAACUUUGAUACAGCAGACUCAGAGAUACAAAAGGUUUCCUUAACAGAUUUGAUCCUGAAAGCCACAGAGGGUAUUGACAACAAGGCGCAAAAUCUAAAGACAUUUCAACGAAUGUUUGCCGAUCUAACUACAAGGGCCAAAGAAGAUGAUGAAGAAGCCAUUGGUGAUGAACAAGAGGCAUCUGCCAAGGACGAAAGUCCGAACGAAGAUGAGCUUGCCGAAGAAGAAGAGGGCGACGAGAGUGAUGCCGCAGAAAAUACGGAAGGCCCUGGACGGCCGCAACGGGAACUCUUUGGCAUGUUUGUCACUAUUCGCAACCAAGUGAAUGGCGAGCACGUUGAGCGACCAACAAACGUCAGAAAAGAAGACGAUUUCGACUGGUCGGUUCAAUACAACAUUACGGAGCUGCCCGAUACAAGGGCACGCAAUAUCUAUGCGAAACUCAAGCAGCGGCGAAAGAAGGUACUUGCGCCUACGCCUUCAGAAAACUGGGACUGGUACAAGAUGUUUCAAGGAAAACUACCGGCACUGGCCAAGAAGGGCGAAAUCUUUAGAGAGAUGCGUACUCAGCAGGAAGCGGACAGCCCGAUGCAUGUUGCAUGGGAACGAGGAGCUGUGUCUCGCGAGAACUUCCAACCACCGGAGAAAUGA